AUGGCUGCUUCUGCACGUAUUUUCGGUAGCACUACCACUCUAUUUUCACGUGCAGCAGAUUGUGCUGCAGAAGUUUUGGUUUCAUUGAAGAGACUUCAGGAUUUCCUUCUUCUUCAAGAAAAAGACGACAAGUCUCUCAAAGCUGUAGGAGAGAGCCAAAUUUUAACCGAAUAUGGAAUAUGGAUGAAUAAUGUCACAGCUACAUGGAAAAAAGAAGCCUACCCAACAUUAAAUAAUAUAUCUAUAAACGUACAACCUGGAGAAUUAUUAACUGUUAUAAGCCCUGUCGGAUCAGGAAAGACGUCUUUCUUAUUGUCCAUUUUGGGAGAAAUUCCUGUUACUUUCGGUAAAGUGAUAGUGAAAGGAAAAAUUGCUUACGCUUCUCAAGAAGCUUGGGUAUUCAACGGAUCAAUUAGAGAAAAUAUCUUGUUCGGAGAAGAAUACGAAGAGGAGAAAUAUAAAAAAGUUUUGUAUAUAACUGCUCUAGAAAAGGAUAUAAGUUUAUUUCCUAAAGGAGAUCUAACUGUUGUGGGAGAAAGAGGAGUGAUAAUGAGCGGUGGGCAAAAAGCAAGAAUUAAUCUAGCAAGAGCAUUAUAUCUGGAUGCCGAUAUAUUCCUCCUUGAUGAUCCACUAAGUGCUGUUGAUGUUCCAGUGGCAAAACAUAUCUUCGAAAAAUGUAUAAUGGAAUAUCUGAAUGAGAAGAUUUGUAUUCUAGUUACGCAUCAAGUACAAUUUUUAAACUCUGCAAGUAAAAUUUUAGUGUUAAAUAAGCAUUUUUUCAUGAGCCACCACGAAAAUAUCGUGGUGGCUGAUGAAAAAAGUGCAAUUGCCAGAUAUAGAGCUAUAAAUAGAAAGGUGAGAAAUUAUAAUAAAAAUAAAAGAACCCCUCUAGUCAUGGCUGUUCUUCUUCAGACGGUCUAUAUCCCAUACAAGGUUAGAGACCAUUUUCUCAGCAGACAGCAGUGGGUAAUGAUGGCAUCCAAAAAUCAGAGACUUGCUGCUGCUGGGGCAAUCGCACCCCAAAAGGAGGAAGAAGACUCUACCUGCUAUUACAAUCUAGCAGAAGGGCCUAGCUCUCCGCUGGAACCAAGUGAUAGCAGCGAUGAGUCAUCAUCCGAGGAAGAGGAUUCUACCUCAUUUGAGUCCUCAUCCGAGGAUGAUAAUUCUUCUUUCUCACAAGAAGAAGAAUCACCACAAAAAGACAGAAAUGGAGGCCUUAAAACAGGAAUUUCUGUCUAUAAAGAAUAUUUGAAUGCUGGAUCAAGUUUUCUUUUCAGGAUAUUGUUAUUACUAAUGCUACUUGUAGCACAAUCUAUUACAAAUGGCAGCGAUUAUUGGCUAAUCAAAUGGUUGCACAACAAACGGAUCUAUAGAGAAAAUGUAAAUAAUGUUCAAAAUUUGACAUUUAAGUCAACAAUAUUUAACAAUAGUGAAGACCAAGACUUAUAUUAUAGUGAAAAAUAUAAUGUAUAUGUUUACUUUGGACUAACAUGUGCAAUAUUUUUUACGAUGAUACUUUCUGGAUUACUAUUGUAUAAUUUUUUCAUUGCUGCAUCUUUGAAGCUGCACAAGAAUAUGUUUCACUGUAUUAUUCGAACUCCAAUUUCAUUUUUGGAUAAAAACCCUGUUGGAAAAGUUCUAAAUCGAUUUUCUAAAGAUGUGAAUAACGUAGAUGACAAUUUACCUAAUAAUGCUCACCAAUUGUUAAAAACAUUCUUCCUGUUCACUGGAAUGUGUGUUCUUCAAGCAAUCCUCUGUCCUUAUGUAUUCAUAUUGACAUUUAUCAUUUCAAUCUUAUUUUACGCUAUGUGGACGAUUCACAGUCGUGUGCUGAAAAGCAUAAAACUUAUUGAAGGAAAAUCAAGAAGUCCGGUAUUUUCUCAUCUCAGCGUAUCUCUUUAUGGACUAACAACAAUUAGAGCAUUUAACGCUGAAAAUAAAUUUAUUUCCACUUUUAAUGAAUAUCAGGAUAAGCACACUGCAACGUGGAUCAUUUAUGUUUUAUUAAAUCGAUGCCUGGCUAUAUAUGGUAACAUCGUUUGUUACAUAAAUUUACUUAUUACUGUUAUUAUUUUCAGUAUAUCAAUUCAUCCAGAUGAUGCUGGAAGCCAAAUCGGACUUGUUAUGAGUUAUACAAUGUUAUUUGUUUUUCUUUUUCAAACUAGUAUUAGGUUUACUUCUGAAGUGGAUUUUCAGAUGAAUUCUGUAAAACGUAUUCUGAAAUACAGCAAAUUAAAAUCAGAAGCAUCGUACGAAAGUUCGUCCGAUAAACAACCACCCGCGGAUUGGCCACAAAAAGGAGAAAUUUAUUUUGAUAACGUUUCUUUACAAUACUCCAAGGAUAAAAAUAUUGUUUUGAAAAAUUUAACGUUUCGUAUUCAUUCGGGAGAAAAGAUUGGAAUUGUUGGCAGAACGGGAGCUGGAAAAAGUUCUAUAAUUGCUUCGUUAUUUCGCAUGACGGAGCCAACAGGAACAAUAACCAUCGAUGGAAUUGAUACAAAAGAUAUUGGUCUUCGGGAUCUACGCAGUAAAAUUUCGAUCAUUCCUCAAGAUCCAAUGUUGUUUACCGGUGCACUUCGAAAAAAUAUCGAUCCUUUCAAUGAAUAUUCAGAUGAAAUUCUUUGGAAAGCUAUAGAAGAGGUGCAAUUAAAGGAAGUUAUCAGUACGUUGCCUGGAGGAUUGGAUACACAUUUGUCAGAAGGAGGACGAAAUUUCAGCGUAGGAGAAAGACAGUUAAUUUGUCUUGCCAGAACGAUUGUUCGCAAGAAUAAAAUCCUGGUCAUGGAUGAAGCAACAUCAAAUAUAGAUAAAAAAACUGAUUCCUGCAUACAGAAAAUAAUUCGAGAAAAAUUCAAAUCGUGUACCGUGUUGACAAUAGCCCACAGGUUACAUACAAUUAUCGAUUCGGACAGAGUGCUGGUUCUAGACAAAGGAAAAAUUCAAGAAUUUGACAUGCCAUAUAAAUUACUGAAGAAUGUGAAUGGUACUUUUUAUAACCUGGUAAAAAACUCGGGAGUUACUGCGAUGAAUGAGCUAUUUAAAAUUGCUGAAAAUAAAUAUUAUGUUCAAGAAUGUACUGAAACAACGAGAUUAUAA
Messenger RNA from Centruroides sculpturatus (bark scorpion), 3096 nucleotides. Its product is annotated as multidrug resistance-associated protein 4-like. Bases 1 to 3096 code for a protein of 1031 amino acids. Gene Ontology annotation, biological process: transmembrane transport. Lineage: Eukaryota; Metazoa; Arthropoda; Arachnida; Scorpiones; Buthidae. The transcript has 20 exons. Gene Ontology annotation, cellular component: membrane. The record is from RefSeq and is a predicted model, not a curated record. Gene Ontology annotation, molecular function: ABC-type transporter activity; ATP hydrolysis activity; ATP binding.